Molecule: messenger RNA, 2553 nt
Organism: Emiliania huxleyi CCMP1516
Lineage: Eukaryota; Haptophyta; Isochrysidales; Noelaerhabdaceae
Exons: 6
Coding region: 1-2553 (850 amino acids)
Biological process (GO): mismatch repair
Cellular component (GO): MutSalpha complex; nucleus
Molecular function (GO): mismatched DNA binding; ATP binding; ATP-dependent DNA damage sensor activity
Source: RefSeq, a predicted model, not a curated record
AUGGACCGCUUCCUCAAGAAAUCGCCUGGCGGCGCCGCUGCGACGCCGCCGAGCCAGAGCUCCGGGCCCGGCAACAAGCGCGUCCUCGCCAGCUCGGACAGCGACGAGGUGCCGUCCUCAAAAAAGCGAACGCCGUCCGCCCUCAGCUCCGGGCAGCCGUCGCAGUCUCGGGUGCAGCCUGCGCUCACGCACGACGCGCCGGCGGUGCCGAUGGCGGCGCUCGGCGAGCAGGCGCGCCAGGUCAGCGACCUCGGCUUCCUGCGCGACAAGCGGGACGCGCAGGGCCGUCGCGAGGGCGAUCCGAACUUUGACCCGACGACGAUGCUGGUCAAGCUGGCCAAGGGGGAGAAGCUGACGCCGGCGAUGGAGCAGUACUGGAACAUCAAGAAGGACCACGCCGACAUGGUCAUCUUCUUCAAGAUGGGCAAGUUCUACGAGCUCUUCGAGGAGGACGCGCUGCUCGGCCACCGCGAGCUCGACCUCGCCUUCAUGGGAAAGGAUGCGCCCCACUGCGGCUUUCCCGAGGCGGCUCUGCCAAAGUAUGCCGAGAAGCUGGUGGCGCUCGGGCACAAGGUUGGGGUGGUGGAGCAGAUGGAGACGCCCGCGCAGCUCGAGGAGCGGAACAAGAAGCGCAAGGAGGCCGGCCAAAGGGUCGACAAGGCCGUCCGGCGCGAGAUCUGCUCCGUGCUCACGCAGGGCACGGCGCCGCCGCAGGGCGCGCAAGCAAAGUACGUGCUGUUCGUGUGCGAGGACCUGCCCUCGAAGACGCUCGGCGUGUGCUUCGUCGACGUCGCCACCGGCUGCGUCUCCCUCGGCCAGUGCCCCGAAGAGGAUGGCUGCCAGAAGCUGCGCACCCUCGUCGCGCAGCUGCAGCCCGCAGAGGCGAUCCUCGACGGCGAGUCGACCAGCCGCGAGGCGCGCGCGCUGCUGCAGCAGGCCGUCGCCUCCACCGCGGUCCUCGGGGACGGGCGGUACGGCGGCGCGGCCUUCGCGCGCAAGGCUCUCGACGAGGGCGGGUACUUUGGCGGCGGCGCGGCGGGCGGCGCGGGCGGCGGCGCGGCGGGAGAGUGGCCAGCGGCGCUCCAGGCGGCGGCGGCGCUCUCCCCUCCCGUCGCGUUCGGCGCGUUUGGCGGCUGCCUGCGCUACCUCCAGCGCACACUGCUCGACAGGCAGCUGCUGCCGCGCGCGGAGUUCGCGCAGUGGUUCCCGACAGACGGGGAGGGGGGCGAGGGGGCGGCGACCCUCGUGGUCGACGGCAAGACGCUGCAAAACCUCGAGGUGUUCGCAAACUCGACCGACGGAGGCACUAAGGGCACGCUCUUCGCGGCGAUCGACCGCACCUGCACCCCAUUUGGCAAGCGCGAGCUACGCCGGUGGGCGGGGAGGGUGGUGCCCAAGGAGCGCGCCAACGACGAGUACGACGCGGCGAGGCGGCGGCUGCUCGAGGUGGACGCCGGCCUGCAGCAGGAGCUGUCCCGCUGGCGGCGCGAGCUGCGCGACUCGUCCAUCGAGCUGUGGACGCCCUCCGUCGCCAACGGGCAGACGACGGAGCCCUUCCAGCUGGCGGAGUUUGCGCAGCAGAUGUCGUCCAAGAAGGGGACCAAGCGCUUCUGGACGGCCGAGCUGCGUGAGCUCGCGGGAGAGCAUCUCGAGGCGAAGGCGGCGGAGGAGGCCGCCCUCGCCGCCGCCGCCAAGCAGCUCUUCGCGCGCUUCUCCGCGCAGUACGCCAUCUGGCGCAACGCUGUCUCGUGCGCCGCCGAGCUCGACUGCCUCCUCUCACUCGCUCGCGCGAGUAGCGCCGCCGGGAUGUGCCGCCCAGCCUUCGUCGCGGAGGCGGAGCCCUUCCUUCACAUCCAGCAAGGCGUCAACCUGUGCGUGCAGUCGGCGCUGUCCGACGGGCAGUGCAUCCCCAACGACAUCCGGAUGGGGCCAGCGCCAGACGGGGCCGGCGGCGGCGGCGAGGGCGACGCGGCGCGCUUUCUGCUGGUGACGGGGCCGAACAUGGGCGGCAAGUCGACGGUGCUGCGGCAGGCGUGUCUGACGGUGCUGAUGGCGCACCUCGGCUGCUGGGUGGCGGCGGAGGCGUGCUCGCUCUCGCCCGUCGACCGCAUCUUCACGCGGGUCGGCGCGAACGACGCCAUCAUGGCCGGCCUCUCCACCUUCCGCGUCGAGCUCGAGGAGACCUCGCUCAUCCUCAAGCACGCCACCGCGCGCUCGCUCGUGAUCCUCGACGAGCUCGGCCGAGGCACCGCCACCUUCGACGGCAUGGCCAUCGCCCACGGCACCCUCCGCCACCUCGCCCUCGAGACGCGCUGCCGCUGCCUCUUCGCGACGCACUACCACGCCCUCUCGCGCGAGUUUGAGCGCGCCAACCCGCACGUCGCGCUCUUCCACAUGGCGUGCGCCGUCGACGAGGGGAGCCGCGCGGUCACCUUCCUCUACCGCUUCCAGCCCGGCGCCUGCAACCGAUCGCACGGCGCCCUUUCCCCUCGCCGCCGCCGGCUGCCCGCGCCGCCUCGCGAUGACGGGGGCGCCUCUUCACAGCGGCCGUGA